Molecule: messenger RNA, 6034 nt
Organism: Myxocyprinus asiaticus (Chinese sucker)
Lineage: Eukaryota; Metazoa; Chordata; Actinopteri; Cypriniformes; Catostomidae
Gene: best1
Product: bestrophin 1
Exons: 9
Coding region: 2376-4508 (710 amino acids)
Molecular function (GO): chloride channel activity
Source: RefSeq, a predicted model, not a curated record
UAGAUAGAUAGAGAGAGAGACAGACAGACAGACAGACAGACAGAGAGAUAGAUAGAUAGAUAGAUAGAUAGAUAGACAGACAGACAGAGAGAUAGAUAGAUAGAUAGACACAGACAGACAGACAGACAGUCAGACAGACAGACAGACAGACAGACAGAUAGAUAGAUAGAUAGAUAGAUAGAUAGAUAGAUAGAUAGAUAGAUAGAUAGAUAGAUAAACAGACAGACAGACAGAUGAUAGAUAGAUAAAUAGAUAGACACAGACAGACAGACAGACAGUCAGACAGACAGACAGACAGACAGAGAGAUAGAUAGAUAGAUAGACAGACAGACAUGAUAGAUAGAUAGACAGACAGAGAGAUAGAUAGAUAGAUAGAUAGAUAGACAGACAGACAGACAGACAGAGAGAUAGAUAGAUAGAUAGAUAGAGAGAGAGACAGACAGACAGACAGACAGACAGAGAGAUAGAUAGAUAGAUAGAUAGAUAGAUAGACAGACAGACAGAGAGAUAGAUAGAUAGAUAGAUAGACACAGACAGACAGACAGACAGACAGUCAGACAGACAGACAGACAGACAGACAGAUAGAUAGAUAGAUAGAUAGAUAGAUAGAUAGAUAGAUAGGCAGGCAGGCAGAUAGAUAGAUAGGUAGACAGACAGACAGACAGACAGACAGACACAGAGAUAGAUAGACAGACAGACAGACAGACAGACAUUUCACAAUAACAGAGCACAACACAAAACUCACUUACCCCAAUGACCUGGAAUGGCUCGUUCACCAAAAGUCUGUUCAUGCAAGAGCACUUUUUAUAACCUCAUUACUGUGGGGAAAAACACUUGUACAUUUUUUUUGCAUUCAUAGAACUUGUUUUACAAUUGUUUUCACAUCCAAAACAUUGCAGUGUGACUUGCACAGUUGUCCAAACUCCGAAUGAAGUUCCAACACUUGACCGUGAGUGUAAGUUGUCAGCCGUGGGUUAAAAGAUUACAAAUGAAAUGGGGCCAAUUGCAGAGGUGCAUAACCUCCACUAGAGGGCACUAUACAAUAGAAUGGGCCCCUACUGAAGAGUUUAUUGGAACUUAAAUUCUCAUAAUUGCUUUAGACACUGUUGUUUAUUAAAUGCCUGUUAAUUAACAUAAUUAUUUAUACUAUGUAACAGCAAUUACAUGACACGGCACUAUUAAUUCCAUACAUCAAGUUAAAUUAUUUCAAGUGUGUGCAUGUGUGAGAGAAAGUUUUGAAAGAUUUAUUCAGAUUAACAAACCUCCCCAGUCUUUCAUAAUACCUCUUUGUUGCUGGAAAAGAGAUUAACAGGUCAAGUGACCGGAGGUGAGGGCGUCUCCUAUACUCGUCCACUCAAUACUUCCUUGUUAGCUUUUGUGGUGAAGACCAUCAACUGCCGUCACAUCAUGCGUUGUAAGUACGGUUAUUUUCUCUAAUGGAUACAUUGCUUCAGGCAUGGGUCAUUCUGGUUAUGCAGUACCUUUUGUACACUUUAGUUGUAAUUUAAGGAAGUAUUUGUAUAAAAGGGUACACCAGACUUUCAGAAAUGUGCUAAGGUCAAACUUUAUUAAUUAUAAUUGACUAUUUAUACAAUACAUUGCACACUUUUCAAGCAAACCAUUUCAAAGAAAGUAGUUUGUUAGGUUUGAACUCCUAAAACAAUAGAUUUUGUGAUGAAAAUAAAGAUGUGCAGUAUUGUGACAAUGUUUGCAUGAACUACUUUACACCUGUGUGAACUUGAGGGAAACUGACUUUAUACAUCAACUAAAAAUAACUGUCACAUCAGUUUAUUAAAAGUCAUUAAGCAACAAUGGCUCAGAAAAGUGAAGUUAAUUCUAAGAAAAACUCAAACAGCAUUUGUUUGCACAUUGGUUUGUUAUUUUAUCAUUUUAUGCAAUGACAUUCAGACAUUUUUAAGUGUGGCUUAAGUGUCCAACUCCUUUUCAGGGCCAGUGUACAGUAUAUGAUGGGCUCAUUACAAUAUGCAGCAUAGCUGGAAUGACCCAAAUAUAGGAAACAGGAGAAGCAGUGGCACUUUAUGAUUGAAUUAUUUAACUUGUUCUAAAAUGAUUUGAAGUUAUAUGUUGGAUUUACUGUGUUUUUUCUCUCUCAUUGUCCAUGCAUCCCCUAUACAUUGGCUUGUUGCAAUCAGCUUAUAGGCAUUUCGUGCAAACUAACAUCAAAAUAGCAUGCAGAAUGUAAUUCAGCCAGCGCUAAGUGUGCAUGUCUGUCUGGCGUGUUUGUGGGUUGUUGGGUUGCUUUUAGUUCAGCUUAUUAUCUAAGAAUCAAAGAUAAAGGGAAAUAACAGCUGAAUCAGUAGAAACAUCAGCGAUUGAAGGGCUGUGAAUGCUCCUUCUGACCAGAGUGGGCAGCGAUGACGGUGACGUAUUCACUGCAGGUGGCAGAUGCACGCCUGGGCACCUUCUAUCGCCUUCUUCUGCGGUGGAAGGGAAGUAUCUAUAAACUGUUAUAUCGAGAGCUGCUCAUCUUUACUACGCUGUAUUGCACUAUCAGUGUUACAUACAGGUGUCUACUGGAUGAAGGACAGCGUAGGAUGUUUGAAAAGCUGUCCAUGUACUGUGAUCAGUACGCUCAACUAAUUCCUGUUUCAUUCGUACUGGGUUUCUACGUGACUCUUGUGGUCUCUCGUUGGUGGGGUCAGUUCGAGAGCGUCCCAUGGCCGGAUCGCCUGGCAGCGUUGAUUAGUGGACACGUGCGAGGCACUGAUGAAGGUGCCAGACUGUUUCGCAGGAGCCUGGUGCGCUACGCCAACCUAUCCGGCAUCCUCAUCUACCGAUCGGUCAGCACUGCUGUCUACAAGAGGUUCCCGACCAUGGGCCACCUCGUUCAGGCAGGUCUGAUGACCGCUGAGGAACUGAGGCAGUUAGAGGAACUGCCCUCCCCACAUAAUAAGUUUUGGGUUCCUUGCAUGUGGUUUGUUAGUCUCGCCAUGAGAGCGCGAUCAGAGGGACGAAUUAAUAAUGACGUCGCUAUGACGGCCAUCCUUAACGAGUUGAAUACAUUGCGCUCUCAGUGUAUGAGGCUGUACGGUUAUGACUGGAUUAGUCUGCCUCUCGUUUACACACAGGUGGUAACUGUGGCUGUGUACAGCUUCUUUUUGGCUUGUCUGAUUGGUCGGCAGUUUCUUGACCCAACCCAAGGUUAUCCAGGUCACAGCCUUGACUUCUACCUGCCGGUCUUCACCUUACUGCAAUUCUUCUUCUAUGUUGGAUGGCUCAAGGUGGCUGAGCAGCUCAUUAACCCAUUUGGCGAGGAUGAUGACGACUUUGAGACAAACUGGUUGGUGGACCGUAAUUUACAGGUGUCUCUACUGUCAGUGGAUGAGAUGUAUGAUCUGGUUCCUCUGGUUGAAAGAGAUAAAUACUGGAAUGAAUCUGAACCACAGCCGCCGUACACAGCUGCUAGUGCAGAACAUCGCAAACCAUCAUACAUGGGGUCUGCUCUGGACAUCAGUGUUACCAAAGAGGAAAUGGAAUUCCAGCACAAUCUGGAGCAGAUUAAGGAACAUGAAGAGGCCAACCAUUCCACUCCUUUCCUGGGCAGCUUGAGUCGCCUACUAGGCGUCCAGUCCCCUAGUUUCCACCGCUCAACUCCCUCGUCCCGAGUCUCCCUCCUGCGGCGUCGCCCUCGAGCUCCUUUCUCUCGUUUUCCCCUUUACCUCCACCCUGAAAGCUCUCCAAUGCCCAACCAUGCCCGGAAUGCUACAGAACAUGACAUGGCAGAGGAUGCCUUCUCCUCCAUGCCUCUAUAUGAAAGACCUGGAUUUUACAGCUGUCCUCAAACACCUAUCCACUGCGUACCACCGCCCAUUCCACACCCAAGACCUCGAAGAGCGCAGGGAGACUGUGUAAACAGUUCUGGCUCUCUGGCACAAACUCUUGUGGGGUCACAAGUCCUGGCUCCACCAGAUACGCCUGGGAAUCUGCCGCCACCUGCUUCAUCCGCCUUCCCUUGGGUGGGCGAAGACAGUGAACAUUCGGUGGUUCCCACUUUCUCCUUCCCUGACCCCGUGCCUGAGUUGAGCAUGUUACCCAAAGUACGGCCAAGUCAAGGGCUGUUGUCGCGCUGUCCCCUACCUCUGCGACUCUCUCUGGACACGUCGCCAUCUGGAGAGGGGCAGUCGGCACCCCCAAGUGCCCGGAUUGUUGGGGCACCAGGGGAGAGGGUGUUUUCGUUUACCCCUCCAUUUUGGCCACAAUCUCAGAUGAACACCGCCAGUUCAGGGAGUGUAAAUGCGGCCACAACGACAAACAGUACAAACAACAUCAACAGUACGGGAAACCUGUGCAACGGUACUGCAAAUAACCCCUGGCCAAUCAACAGAAGCAACACAGCAAAAACAGCCAAUUCUGUCAAUACAAGUCCCCCCGCGACUCGGCAGACAGCCAAUCAGCACAACUCUCCCAAUGACUCUGGGAUCUCAUUGGCUGACGGGGAACUGUUGGGUAGGGGGCAAAAUGCUGCCGUGAAAAUUAGCUCUGAGUGAGGUGGACCUCCUGUGAUCCACAGAGGAAUUUUAUGUCCCAGACUUCUAUGUGAUUGGUCAGCCAAUGGUUGUUGGUCAUAAUAGAGCACAACAGUCUGGUUCCAUAAGUAAAUUCCCAUUAAGUGUUCCCACAGGUGAACUGAUUUUUAACGAUAACUUAUACACCUUUAAAGACAGACCUACCCUGAGCUCUGAGGUUGUUAAUCAAUGGUAUAUGCCUCAACUGAAGCCAUCAGUUCGCGUCAUUUCAACUCCAUUGAUAGCAGAAUAUGUGGUUAAUACCUACAUUACCCUUGAUCCUGCUGAGAAAGAUCCUCCAUUUAGAGAAUCACAGCCAACAAAGUGCACCAAAAGAGCUCUGCAGCAACCGCCCAUUCCCAUGACACACUGUAAAUGACGCAAUCAAGUCGCUCUCCCUACACUUUUAAACGACUUAUAUAUUUGUAUAUAUCUGUAUAUUUUGCAAUAAACUUGAAAUAGAUUUCUAUAGUUAUAAUCAGAAACUUCAAAUCAAUAGUUUUAUAUUUUUCUAUUGUUUUUAAUUUGAUUACAUCAUUCCAAAUGUUUCAUGGGAUUGUAGUUCAUUCCCUUAUUAAAGAUGUUAAGUACCAAGUCUUCUACCUUUGAUUUUUGUCUGAUAUUGCGCUCGAUGGCCAUUCCUACUGUUAGAUGCUCUCCCAUUGUUUAUAUGCAUUGCUGCUCAUUUGCAUAAAGUUAAACUAUUCUCAACUUUGCAAUGGUAACCGUUGCGGACACUCAUGCUGCUUACAGUACUUGCAUCGAAAAUGAAUGAUUCCUUGUGGCUUUUUUGUUGCAAAUUGCUGUCAGUGUGGAUGUACAUUACACGCUUCACCUUUAAAGAAAACUUCUGAUUUGGACAAAGACGUUUAUUAAGCGUGAUCUGUAAUUCUUCCGUCUUAACUUACACACUUCCCAAACAGUCACUGGUGCACAACAAACUUCUCAAACAUAAUGCAUCAUGGGAUUUCAACAGAAUUAAACUGUUUUGUACCAACCUGCGGCUUUCACGUCAAGUCUGUUGACUGAUUCCUAAUUCUCAGAAUGAGGUGAGAAGUUCUCAGAAAAGAAUCUGUGUUCAUUUUUGGGUUGACUUUGUUGUUGUAAAUUUAAAGACAGCUUGCAAAACUUACAUGCAAAACACUUAUGCUAUACUCAGAAUGGAAUACUAGUGUACUGCAUACUAUUAUGCAGUAUGGUAAGAUAAACAUUUCAAGUAUAGUGCUAUAUUGUUGUCACAUGACCUGAUUACGUUAUGUGUUAAAUUCAGCAAGCAGUGUGUAAAACUGCAUUUGUGUAAAACUGUCUUAGCUUUUAGCAAUGCAAUUAAAGAUUGAGCCAAGGAAAAAGGAGUAAGUCAUCCGGAAAUAUUUGUUUGCAGUGUAGAGCAGUGCAUUCUGGUCUAGCUUUUGCUUUUGCUGGCACACUUUCACUUAAUCAGUAUACAGUAUGACCUUCAGGAUUUAUGUAUGUAUAAUAAAUGAUGCAUGUCUGUCUCAGAUUUCUCG